CUCCUCAAGACCAGGCAGGGGGGAGAGAAAGACUGGAGGCACCGAUUGGUACUUUGCCAGUGGUUCACUCACUCAACUGCGUUAUCAGGUUCACAAAUGUUGCUUAAUUUGGAAGUCCCGGAAGUUUAGGGUUAUCUGCGCGAUUGACUGACAGGGAGGCUGGGUGAAGCGGCAGACGUAGGAACGAAUCAACCCGGGACAUUACAAAAGCGAAAUAAAACACUACGCCAGGAUUUGAUAGGGACCUAAAGAAGAACCCCGACCAUCCGCUCAAGAACAAAUCGGCCCGCGGCUGAAUAUAGUUGAUGAUCCCUGACCUAUGGACCAUCGCCAUGGAAACGCUAGUGCAGCGGCUGGAGCAGGCCGUGAUUCGUGUGGAGCAGGUGUCCGUCAACAUGCAGGUGUCCAAUGGCAUGGCCAACGGGGAAUGUAACGGGAUCAACGGAGGUCUGUCCCAGUGUAUGGAGGCCUUUGACCUGCUGCUGAUUGGGCCGUUGUCAGAGUACCUGAAAAAUAGCCGUGCCAUAGGAGAGGAUGUGGAGAAGCAUGCGGAGAUGGUGAACAACGCUCUGCAGCUUCAGAGAAGCUUCCUCAAAAUGGCCACCACACACCAGGAGCCUGCUCCGAUGGAGCUGGCUGACCUGCUAAAGCCUAUCUCAGAGAAGAUCCAGGAGAUUCAGAACUUCCGGGAGCGUAACCGUGGCAGCAGCCAAUUCAACCACCUAUCAGCUGUCAGCGAGAGCAUCCCAGCGCUGGGCUGGGUUGCUGUGAGCCAGAAGCCAGUUCCCUAUGUGAAGGAGAUGAAUGAUGCUGCCAUUUUCUACACUAACAGAGUUCUGAAAGACUAUAAAGACUCAGACAAGCGUCAUGUGGAGUGGGUGAGAUCCUACCUGUCCAUCUGGACUGAGCUCCAGGCUUUCAUUAAACAGCAUCACACAACAGGCCUGGUCUGGAGCAAGACUGGUCCCAUUGCGCCUCCCUCUCUGUUCACCCCUGCCCCUGGUUGUCCCUGUCCCCCUCCACCACCUCCACCCCCUGGACCCCCACCAGUCUUCACAGGCGAACCGCCCCAGGCCGACAGCACCACGGCCCAGCAUUCAGCUCUCUUCGCCCAGCUGAAUCAAGGAGAAGCCAUCACUAAAGCAUUAAAGCACAUCUCAAAGGACCAGAUGACCCAUAAGAACCCCUCCCUUCGCACCCAGGGAGGAGAGCAUCAUGCCUCCCCACCAAAGAGCCGAAACCCCGGAGGCUCCUCCAACAGAGCGCCUCCCCAGAAACGACCCCCUCUGCUGGAGCUGGAGGGGAAGAAAUGGAGGGUGGAGUACUUUGACCAGGCUCAUGACCUGGUUAUCGAGGAGCCAGAGCUGAGACAGGUGGCCUAUGUCUUCGGCUGCAGCAACUCUACUUUACAGAUAAAGGGAAAGAUCAACUCCAUCAUUGUGGAUAACUGUAAGAAGCUUGGUCUGGUGUUUGACAACGUUGUUGGCAUUGUGGAAGUCAUCAACUCUAAAGACAUUAAGUUGCAGGUGAUGGGUAGAGUUCCCACCAUGUCUAUCAACAAGACAGAGGGCUGCCAAGUCUACCUGAGUAAGGACGCUCUGGACUGUGAGAUUAUCAGCGCCAAGAGCUCUGAGAUGAACAUCCUGGUACCGCAGGACGAUGACUAUAGGGAGUUCCCAGUUCCUGAGCAGUUCAAGACGGUUUGGGACGGAUCCAAACUGGUGACAGAACCCACAGAGAUCGCUGGCUGACCGCUGAUAUUUCAUCGUCCUCAUCUCUCUCACACCCCCACUUAUUCCUCUUCCUCUCCUCCCUUUUCCCUCUGCGUCAAAGAUUUCACAAACCCAUAUAGGCUGGCUAUUACAAGUAAUAAAAGGACAAACCAGACACUGUAACUGCCUAGCUAGUAGUACUGUAGGUUGAUUGUAAGCCUGGUUGUAUCCAUUAA
This is a messenger RNA of Oncorhynchus mykiss (rainbow trout), 1948 nucleotides long. RefSeq names its product adenylyl cyclase-associated protein 2. NCBI's taxonomy places the organism in Eukaryota, Metazoa, Chordata, Actinopteri, Salmoniformes, Salmonidae. The record is from RefSeq and is a predicted model, not a curated record. Gene Ontology annotation, molecular function: actin binding; adenylate cyclase binding. Gene Ontology annotation, cellular component: cytoplasm. Gene Ontology annotation, biological process: cytoskeleton organization; cell morphogenesis; actin filament organization.